Molecule: messenger RNA, 1104 nt
Organism: Molossus molossus (Pallas's mastiff bat)
Lineage: Eukaryota; Metazoa; Chordata; Mammalia; Chiroptera; Molossidae
Product: galactoside alpha-(1,2)-fucosyltransferase 2-like
Exons: 2
Coding region: 85-1104 (339 amino acids)
Biological process (GO): carbohydrate metabolic process
Cellular component (GO): membrane
Molecular function (GO): galactoside 2-alpha-L-fucosyltransferase activity
Source: RefSeq, a predicted model, not a curated record
GACCUGAGAGCUGUUGCCCUCCGGGGGACCGAGGCCGGACAGCCCCCAGCAGGCUGGCCGAGGAGGAGGCUCACAGCAGCCAUUAUGGGAUUCUGGGCCACUUGCCCUUCCUUCUCCACCAUCCUCUUCUUCGUCGUCAUCUUUGUGGUGUCCACCAUCUUCCACUGCCACCAGCGCCUGGCUCUGGUGCCCACCCCCUGGGCCUCCCCAGGCCACGUGGUCCUAGUGCCCAGGCACCUCCCCCAGGGCGGCAUGUUUACCAUCAACUCCAAAGGCCGCCUGGGGAACCAGAUGGGUCAGUACGCCACCCUGUACGCCCUGGCCAAGAUGAACGGGCGGCCGGCCUUCAUCCCGGCCGAGAUGCACAGCAAGCUAGCCCCCAUCUUCAGAAUCACCCUCCCGGUCCUGCACAGCACCAUGGCCAGCAGGAUCCCGUGGUGGAGCUACCACCUGAACGACUGGAUGGAGGAGCGGUACCGCCACAUCCCAGGGGAGUAUGUGCGCCUCACCGGCUACCCCUGCUCCUGGACCUUCUACCACCACCUGCGCGCGGAGAUCCUCCGCGAGUUCACCCUGCACGACCACGUGCGGGCGGAGGCCCAGAGGUUCCUCCAGACCCUGCAGGCCCGGCGAGCCCGGCAGGUGACCUUCGUGGGGGUCCACGUGCGCCGGGGGGACUAUGUCCAUGUCAUGCGGCAGGUAUGGAAGGGGGUGCUAGCCGAUCGGGCCUACCUGCAACAGGCCCUCGACUGGUUCCGGUCCCGCUACCACACCCCGCUCUUCGUGGUCACCAGUGACGACAUGUCGUGGUGCCGGCAGAACAUCAACAGCUCCCUCGGGGAUGUGGUGUUCGCAGGCAAUGGCCUACAGGGCUCUCCUGCCAAGGACUUCGCGCUGCUCACACAGUGUAACCACACCGUCAUCACCGUGGGCACCUUUGGGGUCUGGGCUGCCUACCUUGCAGGAGGGGACACUGUCUACCUGGCCAACUUCACCCUGCCCGGUUCCCACUUCCACAUGGUCUUCAAGCCACAGGCGGCCUUCCUGCCUGAGUGGGUGGGCAUUGCGGCCGACCUCGGACAGGCCGUUAAAAACAGCCCCUAG